This is a messenger RNA of Aspergillus fijiensis CBS 313.89, 1026 nucleotides long. It is a transcript of the gene ddiA, whose product is annotated as putative DNA damage-inducible v-SNARE binding protein Ddi1. Lineage: Eukaryota; Fungi; Ascomycota; Eurotiomycetes; Eurotiales; Aspergillaceae. The record is from RefSeq and is a predicted model, not a curated record. Gene Ontology annotation, molecular function: protein binding. Bases 238 to 900 code for a protein of 220 amino acids. The transcript has 2 exons.
CACCACCUCUCCUCGCGUGCUCGUUCCCCUAUUACCUUUCCCUGGGUCUCUACGCACUUCCAUUAGAAAUCAACCACACUUGGGACAGAUACAUAGCUUCUUUGACUCUCAGCUUCUUAAGCGUACUCAUUUGCAGUCCUUCUGAAACGGCCUCAAUCCUACAUUCUUCUUUCCUCGAUUCAGCUUACUCUUCCCGGGUUUGGGAGAGCUUCCCCGCACCUACCGCUGCACAACAUCAUGCGCAUCACGGUAAGCGUAAUUCGCCCAGACCAGGCCGAUGCCGAUAUUAUCUCCCUCGAAGUCGGGGCGGAUAUGACCGUCGAGCUCCUGAAAGCUAUUGUUGAAAGUGAAACCUCGAUACCGCCCGACGCCCAGCGACUCGUAUAUAACAAUCAACUCCUCGGUGAUGACUCCCGUACGCUUGAGCAAGUCGGCAUCGGUGAAGGGGAUAUGCUCGGUGUCCAUGUGACGCUGCGAGGGCCCCCCGCGCCCACCCGGAGCAUAGGAGGUCCCAGCUCUGCUGCCGCCCAACAGAAUCUGCAGCGACGUCAGGCUAUGACCCCAGAUCCCGAGACAAUUCGCCUACAUAUUUUGGGUGACCCUCGUGUACGGGAAGCCGUCCGAAGGCAGAACCCGGAAUUGGCGGACGCUGCCAACGAUGCGCAGCGGUUCCGCGAGGUCCUCACCCGACAACAAACCCGCGAAGCUCAAAUGGAGGCGGAGAAGGAGGCGCGGAUUGCCAUGUUGAAUGCCGAUCCUUUCAAUCCCGAAAAUCAGAAGCAGAUCGAAGAGAUCAUUCGUCAGAAUGCUGUGACGGAAAACCUCCAUAAUGCAAUGGAGCAUCAUCCGGAGUGUAAGUCGGACCUGCAAGUGUUCAUAAUUUGCGGAGCUGGUGAUUAAACAUACAGCACAGCAUUCGGUCGCGUAACCAUGUUGUAUAUCCCUGUCGAGGUCAACGGCCACAAACUCAACGCUUUUGUCGACUCCGGUGCACAGGUCACCAUCAUGUCGCCAGAAUGUGCGACC